ACCUUCUACCCCCUCCCCGUUCCGCUGCGCGCGCGCGCGCCCUGUCCCUCUAGCUGCUGCUUCCAAGUCACGCCUCUCACCACCUCCUCCUCCCUCUCUCUUUCCCACCCUCCUCCUCCUCCUCCUCUUACGAGCGCCAAAGGCUACCCCAACGGACUACGGAAGGAACGUGCCCGCGAGUGCUUCAGGGCGCACGCGCGCAGAGGAGAGCGAGAGCAGCCGGGUUGGAGGAGGCGUGCCUGGCUCCGUCAUCGACGAUGAGAGGAGGAGCCACGCUUCUCCCCUCAGCCGGCCGGACCGGUGGUCGCGCGGUGUUGGGUGUCGGUUGCUCUGGCUCCUCCCACACCCGUUGGGUCUCUCGAUCUCCCCAACUGACACAGUUGAGUCUCGUUUUCCCUUCAAGGCAGUUUUCUGCUGAGGGGGAGAGCUGCAUAAAACGCGCUCUUUGCUUCGAUGUCAAAGACCAACGACCUCCCCUCACGACCCGCCAAAAACGUCCUUGCUCGGGGUUUUCUCCCUAGUUCACCUUGAACCGCUUCCCACCUGAGAACCUCGCAGGGGCAAACGCGCAAAAUGAGGAAGAAACACAGCGACAGAGGCAAAAACGUCGAAGAAGCGGAGCCCGAAGUUUUUGUUGUGGAGAAAGUCGUGGGUCGACGGGUAGCGAACGGAAAGGUUGAAUACUUCUUGAAAUGGAAGGGAUUCGCUGAUGCUGAUAAUACCUGGGAACCUGAAGAGAAUUUGAACUGCCCGGAGUUAAUACAAGCUUUUCUGAACUCUGCGAAAGCUGGGGAAGAGAAGGCAGAGGGCGCCAAAAGGAAAGCUCUGCCAGACGGUGAAUCUGAGGGUAGUCAACCAAAGGAGAAGCAAGACUGCACUGAUCAACCAAGAGGAUUUGCGAGAGGUCUUGAUCCUGAGCGAAUCGUUGGAGCCACAGACAGUGGCGGGGAGCUAAUGUUUCGUAUGAAGUGGAAGGGCUCAGGUGAAGCGGACUUAGUGCUGGCCAAAGAAGCUAAUGUGAAAUGUCCCCAAAUUGUCAUUGCGUUUUAUGAAGAGAGGCUAACUUGGCACUGAUGCCGAAGACAUUAGGCACAAGAAUUGUUUUGCUUUUUUUUAAUUAACGUAUGUUUUUUUAAAAAUGUCAACACUUGUUUGGUUUUGACUUAGCAGAAAAGUGGAAAAUGUCUACAUUCUAAAGAUUAAUUUGGUUGUUUUUGAAGUCAUGUGUUUUGCAUGAACUUUAUAAAGCAUUUUAGCUAAUAUGUGGGAAGCAGCAUCAAAUGCUCUCCCAUAAUGUGGUUAAGUUAUUCUUAAUGGCAGGUUGAACAAACUCAACAGGUGUUUUUGUAGUUCUCUAUUUUGAUUGACACGGAUGCAUCUUUUUCCCAACGUAGUCCUUCAUCAGUACAAGUGGAGGUACACUUUUUUAAGAGCACUGACGUUCAGGAUUGCACAGUAAAUCUAUAAGGCCAGGUUUUUAAAAGUAUUUGUGGCUACUUGGUUCUGAGAGGACCAGGUAAAAACUUUGUCGUAAGUUGAAGGUGCAGACUGUAUAUUGUUUAUUUUAUCAUAAAUACUGGUGAAUUGUGAUCAAUACAAUACUUUUAUCUUCUUGUUCCCUCUUCACCAAAAAUAAAAAGGAAGAGUUCUAUAAAGCUCAAAA
Molecule: messenger RNA, 1663 nt
Organism: Heteronotia binoei (common prickly gecko)
Lineage: Eukaryota; Metazoa; Chordata; Lepidosauria; Squamata; Gekkonidae
Product: chromobox protein homolog 3-like
Exons: 1
Coding region: 574-1074 (166 amino acids)
Biological process (GO): chromatin organization; negative regulation of transcription by RNA polymerase II
Cellular component (GO): nucleus; pericentric heterochromatin
Molecular function (GO): chromatin binding
Source: RefSeq, a predicted model, not a curated record